Molecule: messenger RNA, 2384 nt
Organism: Suillus paluster
Lineage: Eukaryota; Fungi; Basidiomycota; Agaricomycetes; Boletales; Suillaceae
Product: CBS-domain-containing protein
Exons: 7
Coding region: 98-2164 (688 amino acids)
Molecular function (GO): protein binding
Source: RefSeq, a predicted model, not a curated record
UGAGAAGGCACGGAACGCGAGCAACGUCGACGACAACGGCGAGCAACACCGACAACGACUGUCGUCAACGUCGUUCAGUUGUUUCUUAAUACAAUCCAUGUCUCGUAUCCCCGUCCCGUCAUCGCACUCACCGUCCACCAACAGAGCUCUCCAUAACGAUCGUGCUCCUUCUCCAGUACCACCACCACCACCUAGACAUACUACUUCAUCAGCAUCCAUGUCCAACUUAUCUGGUAUCUCACCGUCUCUCGCUGACACCCGGAGAAAGCAGUCCAAGCGCGACGAGGCUAUCCGGAAGAAAAUCGAAUCGGAACUUGCCCGAAAACGUACCAUCUCGACAACGCAUCAUGCAGGUGGUGGCCGCGGAAAACGUGCCGCAAAACCUACUGUUGCAAAGGGCACCGUGGCUGCACUGAAGCCCAGCCCUGCACUCACUGUGCCUGACAAUAUCACUGUCGCAGAAGCUAGUCAGUUGUGUGCGGCCAAACGGACCGAUUGUGUCCUUGUUGUAGACGAUGAAGAAGGUCUCAGUGGUAUUUUUACCGCCAAGGACCUGGCAUACAGAGUCACUGCUGAUGGCCUUGACCCUCAUACUACCCCGGUUAGUCAGAUUAUGACCCGGAACCCAAUGGUUACUCGGGAUACUACGAGCGCGACUGAGGCUCUCCAGCUUAUGGUUCAACGUCACUUCCGGCACUUGCCUGUCUGCAAUGAGGAGGGCAAUGUUGUUGGGUUGCUUGACAUCACCAAGGUCUUCCAUGAGGCACUGAACAAGGUCGAGCGUUCCUCGUCCGCAUCCGAGAAGCUCUACACCGCUCUUGCGGGUGUGCAAUCCGAGCUUGGCCCAGGAAUGGCUUCGAACCCACAAGCUGCUGCUAUGCUCGCCUAUGUCGACGCCCUACGCGAGAAAACCGCAUUGCCAGAUCUCACGACUGUGGCCAAACUGAUGAAGGAACGUCGUGUCACUGCUGUUUGUGUCAUGGAGAAUACGCCAGGUGCUGGUGAUGCAUACCCCAAGAUUGCCGGUAUCUUCACGAGCAAGGACAUUGUCCUGCGCGUCAUCGCCGCGGGUCUGGAUGCGGGCAUAUGUAGCGUUAUCCGUGUGAUGACCCCUCAUCCUGACACUGCUCCUCCUGCCAUGAGCGUGCACGAUGCGCUCAAGAAGAUGCACAAUGGGCACUAUCUGAACUUGCCCGUUGUCGAUAGCGACGGACGGUUAGUUGCUAUCGUCGAUGUCCUGAAACUCACAUAUGCCACCCUGGAACAGAUGAACGCCAUGAGCACGGAAAAUGCUGGCGAUUCUGUGGAAGCCGAAGGCGGACCAAUGUGGGGCCGCUUCUUCGACUCUAUUGGUGGCCACGAUGACACCGAGUCCGUGGUUUCUGGUUCGCACGUCCCCACUGAGGGCCACUCUCUCUCUACGCACAACCUCGCCCGCCUUCAGCAGUCCCCGCACUCUGAAGUGCAUCCGAACGAUUCUGCCUCAGUGGUUGACGAAGAGCACGAGUCUGGCCUCGAAGGCUACUCGCGAAAGCGCAAGGGUACCAUUCCAGCUAUCACGGGCGCGACAGCCAGCGUGCCAGUAGACGAUGGGACGUACGUCUUCAAGUUCCGCACGCCAAGUGGGCGCACCCACCGGUUCCAGGCGCGGCACGAUAGUGUCGAGAUGUUGCGCGAAAUCGUACAAGGCAAGCUUGCGACGGAUCCGUUCUUCACCGAGUUCGCAGGCUCACCCGCCGAGCGACCCGAGCCUGAGGACUUUACGUUAUCAUACACGGAUGCGGACGAGGACACGGUGCUCAUUACGAGCGACACGGACAUUGCGGAUGCUGUGAAAAUUGCGCGGUCGGCGGGCUCGGAUCGGGUAGUACUGUUUAUUCAGGGUGGGAAGCACUGGAUUGAUGCUGGGGCAGAGAAGAGCGAGGCAAAGGCCGCGGAGGUGAAUGCGGCCGCGAAGGAGGAAGAGAAGGAAGUCGAGAAGGCAGAGGCCGUGACGAUCCCCGAACCUGCUGCUGCUGUGACUCCCCCUACAAGGGCAUACACGCCACCGCAGGAGGAGCUGGUGAUGGGCAUUCCGAAGGAUUUGUUGCUCCCUGCGAGCAUUGGUGCACUCGCUGUUGUGAUCGUCGCGGUGUUCACCAUCUCGAGAUUGGCACAUGACUGAAGAGCUGAGUGCGGAGAAGGUAUAUGGUGAUCAUUAAUGCUUUCAGUUUUUACCCCAAGGAACUCAGACUGUUAACCUCGAAUCUCACUGUUUUCAUGAUAUAUAUGUACAGGAUGAGACCCAUGCUGUCGAACCUGCCAUUCACUCCUUUGCCUAGACGAUUUGUUUAUGAAUUCAUUACGAAUUUUGUGAAUGAACAUGACGCUUUCGGUCAAGACAC